AUGGAGGUGUCUCAAACCGUGGAAACAGAGGAGCUGAUGACAUGCCUCCAGAUCCAGCUCUACCACCCCCAGCAGGCUUCCAGGGCUCUGUACCGCAUGUUGCCUUUGGAAACCAGACACAAGCUCCAGGCCGAGGACCCAGUGAGGCUGGGCCGGGAUGCCCAGGCCUGCACCUUCGUGCUGGCCGACCCCCGUGUCUCCCGCAAGCAGCUGUCCUUGCAGGCCUACCGCACCUCCAACAGCCCGGACAUGCUAUUUUCUGUGCAGAACCUCAGCCAGAAGGGACGUGUGACUGUCAAUGGGUUUGAGCUGGGGUUCCUGGAGAGGGCAGAGCUGCCUGGUAAGGCCCUGAUACGGUUCGGGGAAUACGAGAUGCUGAUACGCCGUGAGAAUGGAGAGGCGAAGGGGAGCUUUGAGGUGGAGUUUGGCAUGCUGGCAGUACCCCCUUCCAGAGAGAUGGGCAUGGUCGUGCCAAAUAUGGUGCCCGUCAUGGACACGGGCUCAGACCUUUCAACCAAUGGCAUCCCACCACUCAUGAGCCAAGGGCCAAUGGAGAUGGAUGAGACAAUCAUGUACCAAUCAGGCAGGGCACUUCUUCCAUAAAAUAGUUUUACUACGAUGACAGCCAUAUUGUUUUGAUUAUAUUGUAUUAUUUUCUCUUCAACUAGAAGCAGUUUUCUUGACAAAUGCUGAUGUUAAACAUUCUGAAAGCUUAAAUCAAAAUGUUGACUGUAUGUGGUGCCAAGCUAUCAGUACCUCAAAUGUUUUUAUAUUCUACCUUAUAACCUACUCCUCAAGUAUUAUUCACUGUUACGUUAUUUUAUAAAAUGUGAAACUAAAGCUUGUGAAUAUUACCCUUUUUCAUGAUACCCAAAUAAGAGCAAGUAUCAGAAUUCAAUGAAGGAUGGGGUUAGGAAGGAUACUGUUUUGUAAAUGUUGAUUAUAAUAGUAAAACUGUUUUAUUUGAUUAUCGUGUUACACAUCAUAUUAAAGGCUUUGGCAAGUACAAGUAACUAAAAUUUAACCUGCGAGGAACCAAGGCCCAUUCUGAAAAACUGGCUAUAUCUGUAUAUGUUUUAGUCUAUCUGCAUGUGAGAUGAGAUAUGACCUCAAUAUGCUCACUUUGACCCCAUCUGCCUCACCAUUGUCACCUGUGACACCUCAGAUGGAACACUAGGAGCUGUCCUCUCCUCUCACAGCUGCAGAGUGGCAUUGAGAGGCCCGUCGCCUUCACCUCAAGAGCCCUGAGCCCCACUAAACAACGGUACUCUGUGGGUGAACGAGAAGCACUGGCCUGUGUCUGGGCAUACGAAAUGUGGCACCUCUACUUAUAUGGCCGGCUGUUCACAUUUCGACCCACCCACCAGUCCCUCACUACGCUACUGUCGGCAUACGGAACUGGCCACAAGCCACUUCAGGUUCAACAGAUGGGCCGACUGCCUCAGACAGUAUGACUAUCAGCUGAAGUUCACUCCGGGGAGGGAUAACGUGGUGGCAGACCUCUCACGCUCCUCCGAUCGUCUUGCCAGACGACAACGAAACAGCUCGUACAAAUACUCUACGCUCCCCUUCAGUCAGCCGUCUCACUGGAGGAGCUGAAGCAAGCAUCGUAACAGGAUCCUACACUUUAACAGGAUCAACCUGUAAGACAGCAUGUUUCACUUAUCGCCAAUAUCCAACUUCUUCACACAGCCAUUGAAGAGGAGUGGGACAACAUUCCACAGGCCACAAUCAACAGCCUGAUCAACUCUAUCCGAAUGAGAUGUGUAGAGCAAAUGAUGGUCAAACCAGAUACUGACUGGUUUUCUGAUUCAUGUCCCUACUUAUUAUUUUUUUAUAGGUACAGUAUCCUUGACCAACAGAUGCAUGUCUGUAUUCCCAGUCAUGUGAAAUCAAUAGAUUAUGACCUAAUUAAUUUAUUUCAAUUGACUCUUUUCCUUAUGUGAACUGUAACUCAUUAAAAUCUUU
This is a messenger RNA of Oncorhynchus mykiss (rainbow trout), 1968 nucleotides long. It is a transcript of the gene tifa, whose product is annotated as TRAF interacting protein with forkhead associated domain. Gene Ontology annotation, molecular function: protein binding. The record is from RefSeq and is a predicted model, not a curated record. Gene Ontology annotation, biological process: positive regulation of canonical NF-kappaB signal transduction. Lineage: Eukaryota; Metazoa; Chordata; Actinopteri; Salmoniformes; Salmonidae.